AGCAGUGCCCACGCACAGGAACGUGUCUAUAUAUUCAGAAAUUACCAUUAAAAUAAAGCCUCUUUACUAAAAAUUAUAGCCUGAAUUUGAGGGCAUUAUAUCAAUGUUCUUAUGCAGAAAAAUAUAUUUAUGUGACACACGUGACUGCUAAAUCGUGAGCACUCUAACUCUCGUAAUUUUAGUGACUUGAAGCUGAACAGCGACUAUUGAGCUCCGGCAAAACUACAUUGGAGACGUAAUAUGCAGCUACUGCUUUAGUUAAGAAGAAGGACCAAAAAUGGCGGUUGAAGAAGACCCGCCCCCGGCGAGGGGUGAAGAGGAGCUAGACAUCCUGGACCACGGCGCCCUCGUCGCCGACAUGAAGCGUAACGAUCAAGUCUCUCUCGAAGAACGCGCCAAGAAGGCAAAGAGCAACAGAAUCAAACAACUGCAGAUAUUCGAGGAGUUCGAGAAGAGGGGCGCCGCCCCUGCCACAGCCGGGGGUAGGCAUGCCAAGAUCAAGUUCCCGCCAGACGUGCCUCUCAUGGACGCCGCGGCUAAAGGCGCCGUGGAUGACAUGAGAGAACUAAUGAAGAAAGGUUUGGACCCAAACGCAAACAACUACGAGGGGCUAACAGCGCUCCACAAUUGUUGCAUCGACGGCAACAUUGAGAUGGUGAAGCUCCUUCUCGACCACGGGGCGAAGGUGAACGUCUCCGACAAAGAUGGCUGGACACCACUUCAUGCUGCAGCUACUUGUGGAUUCACAGAUAUAGUGAAAGCUUUGAUAAAGGCUGGUGCAGAGCUACUCGCCAUCAAUGGUGAUGGCGACAUGCCUUUUGAUAUCGCUGAAGACGAGAACACUCUGAACGUCAUAGAGGAAGCAAUGCGCAGUCAAGGUAUCACCAACGAACAAGUACAGGAAAAGAGAACCGAGCUCCAUGUGACAAUGUUCGAAGACGUCAAGGAAUUGGUCAAAGAAAACAUGAGCUUGGAUGCAUUCGUUAAUGAAGAAGGAGCUACUCUACUUCACGUGGCCAUUGCCCACGGAUUCAAUGACGUAGUGGAAUUCCUGCUGGACAACGGGGCGAGUGUCGACAUCGGAGACUGCGACGGCUGGGAACCUGUGCAUGUAGCAGCUUUCUUCAAUAAUAUUGUAGCGCUGACAUUGUUGGUGACUAAAAGACAAGCCAAUUUGAGAGCGUUAAACAACUCUGGGGUAGAUCCCUUGAAACUUGCGGAUUCACUGGACACCAGAAAAGCUGUGCAGAGCCUUCUCAAAACUGAUCAACCACAAUUAAAACGUGAACACAAAGAACUCGAGGUAAUGGCGUCGCUGGACUCACUCGCAUCUGAUGACACCGUUGCGGAGAAUGAGCCCUUGAGCUUCUUAGAAGGAACUUCAAGGGAAACUAACAUCGAUGAAGUUCUUCAAAAUAAAAUCGAUAGCCCAAUUGACAAAAACGAGAUUCAAAGCAGUAAAUCAUCCUUGAUUGGAGACGGUGACUUCAUGCCUGUGCUAAAGAGGGUUGAGAGCAUCAGCACCAAGCGUAGCUCCAUCCGUGAGGCGAAAAAACAAGCACCAACCAUAAAGAACGCCAACUUCAUACGCAGGGACUCAUACGAAGCCUACGACAACUCUUACGAUCUCCUACUCGUCAAGAAGAAACCCGACAUCCAGAAGGUCAAGUCCACCCAAGGCAGUGAAACAGAAGUUAAUCCUAAACAGAGUUUAGAAGAAAUCGAAGAGAGCGAAGACUGUGAAAAAAUACAAGAGGGAAUACGAUCGGAGCUCAGCCAAGGGCCAACAAAGAUCGAUGUACUUCCAGCAGCCGCUAGCGGGACAGUUCAUUCCGAGCCAAUAUUCGCCAAUGAAGAACCAAUAGCAAACUCAAACGAGCUCACCGGUUCGGUUCACCCUUCACCAUUCGGCAACGAUCCUCCUGAACAUGUCUACGAGUUACAGGAAGAAGAAAUGGCGGAGGCUGAUAAACCUGGCAACACAUACGUCAACACCGCAGAACCAUUGAACAGUUCUACAUUAAAGAAUAAUGAAUAUACCCUACCAUCUGACAGUGAAUCGUCGGACCUUGAACAGGCAGCCCUUGGAGCCUUGGAAACGAGUAAAACCUAUCCAUCGGCAGUUCUUAAAAAAGAGGAGCCUGCGUCUACCACACUGUAUGACAAUGGUUCACGAGGAACGUCAAUAUAUGACACUGAGCCACGAAUUUACUUGGCAAACAACGCCGAAAAGCCGGUCGCUCCAUCAAGUGACAAGAAGGCAGGCUCUUCGCUUUACAAAAAUGAUACACCGCUUACCUCUCAGGACGAAAAAUCCAGUUCAUUGUACGAAAACGAAAUUUCAAACACUUCAUUGUAUGAUGAUCCUUCCCUUACUAAUGGAAGUUUUUCUUCAUCUUCCGCCAACAACAACCCUUCAGCAACAACAUAUCAAAAUGGUAUCUUCACUGCAGAUGAUAAUCUCUAUGAAGUAGAUUCUUCGUCAAUUUCAUCCCAAGAAAGUGAUUCUCAAGAAAGAAGAAAGAAGGAAAAUCCGUCCCAGGUCGGAGCACUGGGCGUAGCUCAGCCAGGUAAGAAAGAAGCAACAGCAUCACAUAAAAAAGACGCAUCCUUACCCAGUUCCGAAAGCCCAAAGUCUACUGCAAUCAAAAAAGAUUCCGGACACACUCUUAGUGAAGUAGAAAAAUCCAGGGAAGGAACUCCAAAAACAGAAAGCAAAGAUGCAACGAUUCCCAAAUUUAGUAGCCAAGUAAAUAAAGAAACGAUAGAUAAAAGUUCAACUAUUAUUUCUGGUGAGAAGACGCCGAGAAACGAUUCUCGAGCCCCGCCUGUAACCACAGUAAGCCAAACUCCAGUACCGCUUCGUCGCAAGAAAUACGAAGCUUUACCAGACAACCGAGGACAUUCCCAAGAGAAGCCUGUUUCAGGAUCCUUACAAGAAUUAAAGCUCAGGAGGCAGCAGUCGAGGCAGACGCUAAUCAUGGAGGAAUCAGAAGGACUGACGCCAGUUAUUUCAAGGGGCGCGACAAACACUUACGCCACUUCAUCGUCCGCCCAGUUUUUCAGACCGCCUGAUAGUCCUUCACGUAGCCGCAAGGUCUUCAAGGCUCCAGAAUACGAGCCAGAUAAAAAUAUUUUCAAAAGGAAAGGACGGUGUGUUGUAAUGUAGAAAAUGCAACGGUAUUUCUACCAAAAUACUACAUUGCAAUAUUGUUAAAUUAAUCAACGAUCAAGUUCAGCUCCAUAAAUAGUACCGUAGUAUUUUUGAAGCCGACAAUUUACGGUUGUGAAUUAAACAAUGGUAAAAUUGACCGGCGCUCAUGGUCAUAACUUCUAUAAAAUUGUAUCAAAGUACAUUUUACCAUCAAAAUAUUUUAAAUGACUCACGGCUCGCCCAUUAUUACGAAACUAAAAUGUUCAGCAAGUCAUUAUAGCACAUACCGGUAACGUUCUUCCUCUGCACUAGCCGACUCUAUCUGAACUGAAAAGUUUGACAGAGAGUUUUGGACAAAUUUUAUAGACUCACGGGGGAAUUCAUCGUUAUUUUGUUUCGGGUGAUUCUGAGUGAGGAUUUGAUAAAAAAAAUACCAGCCUUGCUUAGCUUUGAAUGAAAAAAACAUGAAAAACGUCGUUGACUAGACAAGGCAUAGACCAAUGUUACAUUUUAAUGAGAACGCGCCGAUUGAAGUAGUUUCUGCUAGGUAUAUUUAAAAAGUCUUGUAAUUCUCUUGUGAUUGAAACUGUGACAUGGCAAUGCUUAAAUAAUUCUGUAGGGUGAGGUCAAAGUGGUUGAAAAUUUACCUUCCAAGUAUGUACAUAAGAGCAUUGAUUAUUAAUUAAAAGUUUAUUCAUGAUUAUACUAAUAUACUAUGUCAGUUUUAAGCUGUUUUUCAAUAAAUGAUUGCAUAAA
Messenger RNA from Hyalella azteca, 3910 nucleotides. Its product is annotated as protein phosphatase 1 regulatory subunit 12A. Gene Ontology annotation, cellular component: cytoplasm. Gene Ontology annotation, molecular function: enzyme inhibitor activity; protein binding; phosphatase regulator activity. The transcript is spliced from 3 exons. Bases 278 to 3169 code for a protein of 963 amino acids. NCBI's taxonomy places the organism in Eukaryota, Metazoa, Arthropoda, Malacostraca, Amphipoda, Hyalellidae. The record is from RefSeq and is a predicted model, not a curated record.